Molecule: messenger RNA, 23038 nt
Organism: Porites evermanni
Lineage: Eukaryota; Metazoa; Cnidaria; Anthozoa; Scleractinia; Poritidae
Source: the annotation of a GenBank genome assembly
AUCACAAUAUUUCGUAUGGAUGAAGACGGUAUCAACAUUGACAGAGCGAUAUUGAGAGCUCUUUUGAAAGGUCAGAGAAAACUUUGCUUAUCUACUUCAUACCAUUUACAAGCCUAAUUAGGGUCUGCUGUUAAUUGCUAGUGCCAGAUCGUAACUCAGGCCUAACCCUGUACUUUCUAAGCUGUAACCAUCAGCACUCAACUGCAGUGUCUUUUAAAUGGUUCUACACAAUAGACUCAAAAUAGCAACUUCGCUUCGCUGCCAAAUUAGCCUCAGAGGUAACAAUACGUCAUCCUUAAAAGUAUCAUCCCGUAAUAUCGACUAACAGAUAAACGAAAUUACGAAGUGAUUUCGGUGCAAGAUUUGCUUUGGUGUAAGAGGAAUGCAAGUCGAUGACAGUCGAGCAAUGUUGCCAUUAAAAAUAUCCAUCUAAUAAGGCCUUAAUAACCGCUGUUUGAAAAAUAAGUUGUUGUUGUUGUUUUUUUUUUCACAGCACAAAAUGCAUCUGCAGCGGACCAGCUGAGUUUGGCUCUGAUAUGGAAUAGAGCCGACAUUGCCAAAACAGAGAUCUUCACAGAUAAUCAGAAAUGGGAGGUAAAUCUGUACUAUGGCAAAUCUCUAAAGUAAUAAAUGUAUGCUUUGAAAAAAUGUAAACAUUGCAAAAGAUACAAAUCUCUGUUUAAAGUGGACGUGCAAGUAGCUGCUCUAGCUAGUUGACAGACACUUAUGUCUAAAAAUGCAAGUAAUUAUGCUUAAUGAAUAUAACGUGGAUGAAAAUGACCCAAAUUGCAAGAGCAGAGCGGAAAUGGCCUAUUCCAGUGGUAGUCUGAGCGUCACUUGAAUUGCAAGCCCUAAGCACUGGCCAAUCGGCGACGCAGUCCCUAGCAGUAGACAGAGUGUCUUCGAAGUUUGAAAUAGAAAUUUAAACAAUUUAACAACAGGCUGACGGUGCCGCACACUCCAAUUUCAAGGAAAAUGCUUCAUUUCAUGUUGAAUUUGACUGAAAAACAGAUUGCACUAUGCGAACUUUUUUCCAUAAACAAGUCAUUUGAAUGGUAUCAACACUGGCUUUUUCCCAGUUCCAAAUGCUAAAAGUGAAUUACGUUGACUCUCGCAGCGUGGAAACCCCAAAAGUAACUUACCCCUGGGUUUUUCGUGUCUAAGAGAUUUUUCUUCAAAUUAAAUUAUGUUCGUUUUCUUGUCAUGGUUAACAACAGUUAGAAUCCUUGGAGGAUGCUAUGAUGGAUGCUCUGAUCAACAAUCGUGUGGAAUUUGUGAAACUUUUGUUAGAGAAGGGCAUCAGUAUGGGCAAGUUUCUUACUACGACUCGGUUGGUGGAGCUUUACGAGGCGGUGAGUGUUAAUCUAAGGAUCCGGAUCAGGAUCAGUUAUCCGAUUUCUCUCGGAUCAAAGCACAUCAAAGGAACCGACGAAUCAACACCAAGAAAGGAUUCAUCGGUUCAUUUGAUGCAGCACGAUCCGAGUGAUCUCGGAUGACUGAUCCUGUUCCGGAUUAUCUCAAAGCAACGCACCCUAAAAGUCCUUAGGUUUCUGAUGCUUAACGUCAUGGCAAGGUUUACUACCUCAGGGCAUAACCACUCAAAUGAUGCCAAAUCUACCUUUCAUUCAGUAACAUAAUGAGUGCAGAUAUUAGACUGAACGCCCACUGACAAAUUUGACUCUUAACAGCAGACGAAAUGUAGCGACCAAUAGCUUACUUAGUCGCUACAGCCAAAAACUUAUUGCUUACUUUAAAUGCUAACAACAGCAACAUGUCGGGGACUACCCACUGACACGCUUGCAGACAUAGAGAUAGCUUCUCAAUCGUUUGCCCACCAAUCUAUCAUACUGAUGGCUUCAAUUCACUUGAUUCUAGUAAUGUUGAGACGCGACCAUACUUACCAGAUAACUGCCAGGAAGGUUUACCGGAUUAUUUUCUUACUUUAACUUGCGUAUGUGAACGUUUUCAGAAAUACUGUUUUUCAUUUCUCCUCUUUAUUUCAGAGGUGGCAUUUUGCGUCAAGUGUUGUCUUCAGACAAGUAGUUGGCAGAGACAAGGUGAAAGUGAAAGUCUAUUUGUUUUUAGAGGGGAUAAUGAAAUGAGGUGUAUUUUGUAAGAUGAAUAAAAACUGAAUGGCUUUCCAACGUCAAAUCCUGUGUAAGGAGCCCAUGCUACUUUUUGGUUUGCUCUUCGGCUUUAUCUUACGUAAACAUCAAAGGCAGAUCCAGAGCUAGAAGUAAGGGUGACGGAAGCCACUUUAAUUGGAGCCUCGGCCCUGUGGCCUCGUUUUGGGUCUACGAAUAUUUGUAUAGGUAAUAGCAUGAUUUGUAGUGGUAUUUAUGCCAAAUAUCACGUACAAAACAUGCUAUUAUUUGUUUAUACUACUACCCGCAAAAGGUUUGUAAUUGUCACAUGUAGGUAUUUCAAAUUAAGCUGAAAUACCACUGCUCUAAGCCAAUCAAAUUGCAGAAAUUUGUCAUGUAGUAGUAUAAGUGGGGAAAGGGCCACUGAAGAUAGUCUGAAAUUCUCAGUGGAAGUAAAUAACAUUGCCAUUCUGCAAAGGCAGUGCAGAACGUUAGUCGUCUUGUUCACGCGAAGUACACCUUAUGCAAUCUGUAGGUGCUUUGUGUGCCCCUCAAACAUGGUUUUAUAUUUGUCGUACAUCUUUCCUUUUACUGUGUGUAGGGUGAGUGUGGAUUAACCCUUGCUGAUGUUAACAGUGCAGUCAGACGGUUGUUAGGAGCUACCUAUAAAGGACAUGGCAAGGAUUAUAGAACUCUUAGAACGGUACAUGUACAUAUUGGAUUUCUUUGUAUAUUUAAUUGACAACGUACGACUUGUUUGAAGACAGGUGCUGUAUACGCACGAUCUUACAGAAGUUUAUUAAAGAGCAAAGAGGCUUCAAAUGAUAGUUCACUUAUAUUAGCAGCCUGGGGGGAACGUGAAAGAGGUUCUCAGUUUUAUUUAGUAAAAUGUCGCGUAAAACGUUUACAAAAAAUGUUUAUACGUACAUUCAGGAACAGAAAGGAUCUUCAAAAAGGGAAACUUUGGUUUCGCGGGAUAAAUUUGUUUUCCUUGAAACUCUCUACAACUUAAUGUUUCUCUUUUUAUUCCUUGCUUGCCCCUUGCCCGAUAAUUUCUUUUUUUCCCUUUUAUUCUCUUCUUUUAUUUCCUUUUAAAAAGUUUCUACGUAAUUAUGUAUAAGUUAAUGAAACGCAAUAAAGUUGUUUAAAUUCUAAAUUAGUCCUACUACUUGCUUUGUGGCACAGGCUCUAGGUUAUAUUAUAUUUGAAAAAAAAAUCUUCAUAUAAUUUACCAUAAGACGCUGUGUAUCAUGUAAACUUAUGUUAUAUUCUUGCGUUUCUAAGGCUCUUGGUAUGGCUAACUCCAAGAUGUUUGUGGAUGGACACGUAGACAAAAUGUCGGAUGCAAAUUAUGUGUCCAGCCCUUACAAAGAGUUGCUUUUGUGGUCCCUGUUGUGCAACAUGCAGAAAAUGGCACUCUUCAUGUGGGAGCGAGGCGAAGAAAAUCUAGCGCGGGCGCUAGUGGCGGGAAAACUGUUGAACAUGAUGGCGAAGCUUAGUGAACGAGAUGACGCUAAGGCAGACGUCACUGACGAACUUUACGGGCAUGUCGAGUAAGUUUGACAACAUUUCUUAAGUUGCAAUCCAAGAUGGCUGUGUCAGCUGACAUGUUGUCCAAUUGUAUUAUUAUUAUUAUUGACUGAAGAAGGAAUUACCCUAGGCUCAAGUAUAGUAAAAUUUCCGUCGACAAUUCUUCUAAACUAAAAGCAGUUACUGGUCCAGGGUCUCACCAGUUACUAUUUCCGUUUAGUGAGUUCAAGCGAAUGGCCUUGGGUUUACUGGAUCAGUGCUUUCAAACAAACGAAGAGCUUACGCAACAGCUUUUGACAUACAACUUGGAGAGCUGGGGCGGGCAGUCCUGUCUAUCUCUUGCUGUCGCCAUAGAACAUGAGGAAUUCUUAGCACAUGUUAGUUGCCAGACCCUUCUCACUGAAAUAUGGACGGGUGCUAUGAAGAGUGCGCAUCGAUCGUCGAUAAAGGUAACUGUGAAGUUCCCUAGUUGCACUCCAAACUCCAAAUGAUAUUUUCCUUUAAGAUAUGUGUGUUCCAUUUCUGCGGCCUCCGCAGAGAGAGGCUGUAAUUCAUGUUUAAAUUUGUAAGUGGAGUGGGUAUUUUCCUCUCGGAAAUUCCUUUUUUCCAAGAAGAUCCUUCCUUCCUUAGAGGUCGCCCAUUUGCAAAGAUUAAAUUAAUCUUUCCACUUACAUUCCAACCAAAAUGUCCUGCUUUUUUGUUUGAGUAGUCGGUAAACUUCAAGUGUAACGUAAUGGAUUAACUUGUAAUUCUUUUGUAAUUAAUAUCAGACCAUGAUGGGACUUUUGUUUCCACCAUCGAUAUUUUUCUUGGAAUUCAAAACAAAGAGAGAGCUCUUGUCAAUGCCAGUGACUUUAGAAGAGCACGAACAAAGCGUGGUCGAGAUGGAAGAAGAAGGUGACAGCGCAAAAGAAAAUAAAGCCUUAAGAUAUAGCCGCACCAUAACCGAAGGUAGCAGAGGAAUGGAACUCAGGUGAGUACGCAAAAAGUUGCACGCAGACUUGUUCAAAGUGGUUACACACGAAUGUACUUCGAAUCUUGCUGUUGCACUUUAUAACAAAGUGCCCAUUUAACAGAUUCACAGUGAAACAAUAGGGCCAUUUAUACGAGGAAAAAUAAGACGCGAACUGUACCAUUUAUACGAGCAUGUCUUGUCUAAUAAGACGCGUCUUAGCUAAGCCGCGUCUUAUUUUACACGAAAUGUGCCGUUUAUACGGAAAGUUCACGUCUUAUUUAAGACGCGUCUUAUUUUUCCUCGUAUAAAUGGCCCAAAUAAUCAAUAGGGCCCUUAAAGGGUGAACGCGUAAGAAAGGUUAGUUGUACGGAAGGGGUAAACGAUUUCCUGGGACUUUAAGAAAGUACAGCUUCAUAUAAGGUAACCUUAUAAUACAUAUGUGCCCCUUACAGGUUGGCUUUGCUUUCCAUUCAUAAACAGGGUUCGUGCAGAGUCUUGAAUUUUUGAAAAAGUCUUGAAAUUUGCCCGGCAAUUAUCUAGAUCUGGAAAAAGUUUGGAAAUAGAGAUAAAUUCUGGAAAUAUGAUAAAAAGUCUUGAGUUUUUUUUUUCUUUUUUUCAAAGCUACAACAAGUGCUAUAUAAGUGAAUUUUUUUUUCGUUUUAGUAGAAUCUCAUUCAAUCUCGCCCGUACGUUUGCAGUGAGUUGUGAAGCUUUGUUCCUGCCCUUUUUAAAGUCUCUGUUGAUCACCUAUUGAUGAUAACCUCGAGACUGGCAAAAAAAAUUAUUGUUGUGGAAAAUGUCUUGAAUUGUGAAUCCAAAAAUCUGUACGAAUAAAGCAAUUGACAAAUUCUAGCACCAAAAGUCGUAUUUUCUUUCAUGAAAUUGAAACCCAUCAUCCCAUGAUUAAGAGGGAAAGAUUAUUCAUGUCCCCUACCUUAUUUUUUAAGAACAUUUUCAGAGUCAAAGUUCAGAUCAGCCUCUUCAAUACCACGGGAUUUUCGCAGGAUUCCCAAUCACCAGGACUGGAGACAAGAAACUCGUGUUGUGCAUUUGCGCUGGGGAAAGAAACUACUGGAGUUCUACAAGGCACCUGUUACUAAAUUUUGGUCCAACGUGGUGAGCACAUUAAAAGUGACGUAGUUAACGCCAAUGACCAAAAAAAUAUAAAUUAUUCACGCUGCUAAACACGGCCAUUUUAUGGGCAAUAAAGGAAUUUGUGGUGCAAUGAUUGUUUGUGUAGACGUGAAACAACUGGUUUACGCUGGUCGAAAUCUCAGUUGAUCGUGCAGAAAAAAAGCAUUUCAUGGGCAUAGCUGGAAGGAUCCUAGGAUACCUGUGACCCCCCUUUGUGAGACAACAUAACAUCUAUGCGACUCAGUAUUCACUCCGCCUCUUACUAACAGAUAUUUUGACUGAUUAGCAGUGAGACUAAAAUAGAUAAAAUUAAUGUUACAUGGAACUUAAUUCAUCAUUGCAGCUAUGUUGAUGUUGUAGGCUUGUUCCUCUCCCAACGCUCAUUGCUCGUCCGAAAAAAUGUCACUUUUUGAAAAACACAGCGUGGAUGUCGACAUGCCAGUCUGCUAAGCACUCCGGGUGUGACACAGUGUUAUCCCCCCUUUGAAAAAUCCUAGCUAUGCCUCUCAAUUCUAAUAUCUAACAUGAGUUCCGGCUGCAACUAGGAAAAAAUUGCAACACAGCCCAACCAUCCCUGGUAGGAUACAUUUAAUUACGCCGGAUUUUCGGAUGAUUCUGGAACAUUAUGGUAGGCAACGAAUAAAAAUGCCAGCUAUUUCAAGUAGGUGAGAAUGUCCUGGAUUUAUAGAAUUCAAGACUGAGAAUUUACAAGCACAGUUGCUGAAUUCCGGCAGUCAAUAGAGGUGUCAUGUCAAUCGAGGAAUGAAGUGUUAUAAGCCGCGGUUUAAACUGACCCAUAUAAUUCGAGUAUUCGGAAGACAGCGUAGAGGCUUAUCAGCUCAAUGGAAAGGCGGUCAAGUGAUAGUUGAAAACUCUUCAUAUUGGGUUUUGCUCAAGAAAUCAUACAUAUAUGUCCUAGAAAAAGGUUCAUCGUUUUGGAACAAUAAUAGGGAAAGUUGUCGAUCCUUCUCACCAUGUAUUCAUUUGAGAUGAGUAAAUCGCAACGUUUCGACAGUGCUUAACUAAGACGAUGCUAAGACGAUGAGUUGCAUGACCGACCAUCGUGAUACAGAUGAUGUACUGCGUAAUUAUUACUAAACACCUCACUAUAAGUGGAUACAUUGUGAAAAUAAAGAAUGGUUUGGUUUAGUAAAAUGACCAAAAGUAUAUCCGUCACAGGUGGAAAUUAAAUUCAGGUUACAUCUAGGAUGAUUCUCUUUUGUCUCCUAGCCCUGAUUCAUGACUAAUUAGGGCUAGGAAACAAAGGAAAUUGAGAAUCAACCUAGGUUUAAAAUUGUAACCUGAAUUUUACUUUGACCGGUAGCAUAUCCCCUAAAAUAGAUCCACGUAGUUUUUAAUUUAUGUUUUUUCUUUUGAUUUGCUUUCAGUUUGCUUACAUGGUUUUCCUAGCCCUCUUCAGUUAUGUUAUUCUUAUUCGUCAAGAUAAAAUCCCUUCCAUCAGCGAAAUGGUGCUCAUCAUCUUUGUUUGCACACUUUGUACCGAGGAAAUUAGACAGGUAUUUAAGCCGCGAUUGAAUUUGACCUUCGAGCUUGAAGCAUCAAAAUUUAGACUCCUGCGUGUAUGUUUUCUACGCUUGACAAUUGGGCAUUUAUUACUUGUCUUGUGUACAGUACACUUCCUACAUAAACGUGAAUUAAGGAAGUUUCAGGUCUCAGUCGUGCAGUGAUGACUAAGAAAAGAACCAAAUGGUUUAACCUGUUCUGCAGACUUUGUUUUUUUGCUUAUUAAACUCAUUGCCUUUUUGGGGUCCUCCUUGUCAUUUCGUUGUCGUCGUCGUUGCGUAAGCUCCCUAAUGCGUCUUAUUGGACAAAACGUGUCAUACGUUAUGCCGGAAAUUGUAUGGAGCUUAAGCAAAGACGAUUUUGAGCUACACACGUCAGCCGGAAGUGAGGCAUUUUCUCUUUAAAAUGCUUUCGCGCUACCAAGUUUAAAAGCCGUGUGUGGUUAUUCACUUACCGUUGAGAAACAGGCGUGUGACGGUGCAUUGAACCACACCUCUGGAAACAGGUUAACUUAAAGAGAAGCUCUGGCAAUUUAAGGCUAACUGAUGAGGUACGUUUAUUUUCCUAAAACUUGAAGUUAAGCCAAUUUUUUGAAAUGUUACUUUUCUAGAUACUGCACUCAGAACCACCAACACUUAAAAAUAAAUUCAAAGAAUGGGCCUCAAGUAAAUGGAACAUUCUCGAUGGUUUCGCUGUGGUAUCUUUUUUCGUUGGUCUCGGUCUCAGGCUUUUCCCAGUGACACGUAGUGCAGGUCACGUGGUGUACUGCUUUGAUGUCAUGUUGUGGAUUGUCCGCCUGCUGGACAUUUUUUCUGUCAGUAAACACAUGGGACCUUACGUGGUGAUGAUUGGAAGGAUGGUAAUUAUAUUUUGUUACGAUUUAGAGGAUGGUUCGUUCCGAGUGAAUUAAAAUGAUCGGGCGACUGUCACCUUAAUUUGACGGGCAUGCUCGUUAUAAAAUUGUAAAUAUACCCCUACGUGAGACCAAUCUGGACGUAUUGUAAGCUUCCAUUGACCCCUAUCUGCUCAGGCACAGCCCUAAGAGAUAAACUAAUUAAUGGGCAAAAUAUAGAAGUCCCGUCCGGAACACCCGGAGUGUAGCCUGAGAAAAAAGCCAACAGUGUGCCAAUAACAACGGUGUAAAGAAGAUAAAGUCUUCUUUUGGGGGUUACUCUAAACUACUCUUAUUUGCAAUAUUCUAUUACACCAAACUUUUUGUUAAAAGCCUGGUGAGCCUUGUAAAGCCCGGUUGAACCAAACUUACCAGGUGUUUGAAAUUAAAAGCAAAAUUAAAAGCCUGAGUAAGUGUGGUUUUAUCAUGCCUUUGAGGUACGCCUCGUUGAAAAUUUACCUCAUGUGUUUCAUAAUGCCAUUGUGAUUGGCUUUUGGUUACUGAUUGCUCACUGAGACAAGAAACAUUUUAAGUUACAUUUUCUCUCAGACUAUAGACAUGCUGUACUUUCUCCUUAUUAUGGUCAUUUUCCUUUUGGCUUACGGAGUCGCCCAACAAGCUAUCCUGCACCCAAACGAAGAACCGUCAUGGUCUGUGGUGUCUGGGGUGUUCUUCAGGCCUUAUUUUCAAGUCUACGGAGAGCUGUUCGUGGAAACACCUGACACAAGUAAGCACGGUUUGUUCAGUCUAACUACUCAGGCUUGUGAGAAUUCUUGAAGUUCCCAUUCCCUGAUGCAACAUCAGGAAUUUGGUUUGGUUCUUAAAUGAAAUUAUGACGAGUUUUUCUAGUUUACUUUUCCUACAUCUCACCAACGUCCCGAAUAGAAGGUCAAGAGGAACGACUUUGUCAUAAGAAAUUCAAACAUUGCGGCCUUUUGAAACAUAAUCAGGAUUUUCAUGUUUGGAAAUAAAAAUCGAUUUAGACCCUGAAAUGUAUUAUGUCAGAUAUAUCAAAUAGUCAAAUAUAAAUAUCAGAUAGUCGAUCGCCUGGUUUGAAAUCAUGAACCUACGAUUUAAACAUUGGAGGCAACUUUUAGAUCAAAAGUUAUUAUGUUUUCAAACAAAUUCGUGAAUUUAUUAUUUGAAAUCAAAGUUUGUCAGUGAUCUAGGAUAAUCUGCUUCGUCAUGAUUUAAAGCAUAAAUGUCACCAUUUGAAGUCACAAAAAACAGUCUCGUAUGAAAUCAUGUAAAACUAAACUAACAACCUUUUUUGCAAAUAAGGUCCCAUGCAUUAACUGGUUAUAGAGACGAUUUGUUCAACAGGCUUACAGCUCCUAGCACUUGUUAAAUGACGUAAAACAUUUCGGGGAGCAAUGGGGAGGGGGGGCAGUAGUGGUAUGAGCACAGGCCUCCCAACAAUGUGGCCGGGUUCAAAUCCCAGCAUCGACGCCAUGUGUGGGCUGAGUUUGUUGUUGGUUUUUUCCUUUCCUCCGAGAGGUUUUUCUCCGGGUACUCCGGUUUUUCCCCUCUCCUCAAAAAACCAACCUUUCCAACUUCCAAUUCGACCAGGAAUGGUAAACAGAGAACCACUAUGUGGAUGUGCUAUCUCUAAAUCAUUAUUUAUUUUAUUUAUUCUUGAUUUAUUUAACAAUUAGUCGCCGAAUGCGAUGUGAAUAUCAGCGAAUAGUCACCGAGACGAAGUCGAGGUGACUGUUCGCCGAUAUUCAGGUCGCCUGAUGCGACUAAUUGUUUUAGUAUAAUUACAUUGAUGAUUAUUCGAGAAAAUAAAAUUAUUGAUCAAUUUCCAACUCCGAAACAUCAAAAAAUCUGGCUGCCAUUUUGAAAACUGCUAGCUUUCAAUGUUAUAAUCACCGCGCGGUGAUUAUAGUGGGAUGAAGCGAAGCUGCUAGCCAAUCAUAGCGCUCUAUUUUCGACAAUCAUCAAUGUAAUUAUACAAAAAAGGAAUAGGAUACUGAUCUAAUUUGCGUGAUUUCAUUUCAGUUGACAACAACACAACUCUUUUCGGCACCGCAAGAAAAGACGAGCACGCAGACAUUAUAGUGGCGUUUAUCGUGGCUUUUUAUCUGCUGGUUGCCAAUAUUCUUCUGCUUAAUCUUCUUAUUGCCAUCUUCAAGUGAGUAACAGCUAGUGAUUUUUUUACAGAUUCGGCAUCGUAUUAGAUGUGAAGGCUUAAUUGGAGGGUGUGUUAUUUCUCGUUUCUUGGGUCUCAGCAUGGCGUACCACGUGACCGACCAGCUGCGGCUGGGUCUAUAUUGUCCAUUCUUUUUACCUAUGACGUCACAUAAGACAAAAAGUUACGUCAUUAGACACCCAAGAAUCCUGCAUAUUUGAUCAACCCGAAAUCCAGCCGUCUUUAAUUUUACCUCGCUGCAUGCUAUUCCACAAUCCACAUUCACCUAAAUGACUUUACAAAACGAUUAUUUGAUAAAAAAGAAAAAAAUUAACCGUGUGUCUUGUUUUUAUUCUUCAGCAACACGUACAACAGCGUGCAAGCCAAUGCAAAUCAAAUUUGGAAAUUUCAGAGAUAUUAUCUGGUUAUGGAGUAUGCGCAGAGGCCAGUCUUGGUUCCACCCUUCAUUAUAUUGAAUCACGUGAUUCAUCUGAUAAAAGGAAUAUAUAGACGGCUUAGAAAAUGUUGCCGACAUAAUACGACAGAUCGACAAGACUCUACCCGCUCAUACGGCUUAAGUAUGUGUAUUGUUUUGAGAAGGCUUUCUGUCGUAUCAUUGUUGGACCUUUCUUAAUAAAUUAUUCGGAUCAUUUUACGUUUCUGUGAAACUGCUCACCUACCCCUCUCCUAAACCAACAUUAACACUUAGUUCUUUUUUAGGGCAAAAUGUUUGCUAAGGGGAGAGGCAGGUGGGCAGUUUUCCAGGAACGUAAAGUGAUCCAAUUAUUCUUACUUUGGAUUUGCCGCCUUGAUUUGUCGUAUUUUAUUUGUUGCUGAUUAAAUCAUACUGUCGUGUUGCCAUACUGGACUACACCAUGAAUGUGAAAUGCAUUUUCACUUGUCUGGUAGUGGUUGUGUUGUACUGACGUGUACUGUAUUGCAAACACAAUGAGCGAUUUACAAUAAUUUGGUAGUUAAUCAAUGGUACGUACUACACUUGUCAGACGGAGAUACAUUUAGCCAUGUUUGCAUUUCGCUUGUAACUAACCAUUACCCGCUAUGCUAAUCUGUUAACGCUUUAGGUUGAGACAGAUUCCCUCUGAACAACCACACGUAGCUUUAAGUAGCUUCAGAAUACAGCUGCGUUGUUUUUAAUUUCGCUACAAAAUGUCAAAGAAAUUUGUAUAUUUUAAAUUUGAUGUAAGUAACUGUCUCAUUUCCUUGUAGAGCUUUUUCUUGGAAGGGACGACCUUCAAAAAAUGUCCUUGUUUGAAGAGCGAUGUGUAGAUGGUUACCUCAGGGAGAAAGAUACCUUGCUACACGCCACACAAGAAGAAAAAAUAAGGGUCAUUGGAGACAGGUGCGAUUAGUUUUAAACAAUUACAAAGGGCAGGGAAAGGGAAACCUAGCCAUCAGCAUCUAUACUGUUUAUUAGUAAUUUUAAUCCAUAAAUAGCACCAGUACGUAUAUACCAAGCCUGAGGAAAUUGGCUUUUUGUGCGCAAUAUCCUGAAUGUUCUGUGCGAUUUAACUCAGGGUGUGUUCCUUUCGGCGAAACCAAAAACGGAUUUUAGAUCUUAAUACGGAUCUUGCGUUAGUGAGUCCAAUUCAAAAAAAAUUCGUUGGAUUUGAAAUCAGAAGAAUUCAAAUCCACUUUUUUCACAAUGGAUCCGAAAUUAGUCAGAUUAUCCAGCUGUGUACGCGAGUAGAAAUUCCUCUUUGCUGCCACUUGCCGUAAAGCAUUUGAAAACAUGUGGAAGAUUCCUCUCGGGACAAAAUAUCCAUUUAUUAACCAUUUGUCGUCAAAAAUGGCUGAAAAACACAAAUACGUAAAAGGGACAAGUGAACUGCAAUCCUUCUACAACUAUACUUGCAGACGCGAUAGGCACUCGAAGGUGCUAUAUAAAAGAAUCCGACCUUAUCUGAAAAAAAUUAAGACUUGUGAUUCACUUUUAGGUAGGCCUUCCACCCUGUUUAGGCACAUUAGGCAAGCCCGGGUCACCACACAGGCAAGCCUUGCAGGAAUUCAACUGCUCGUCUUGUCACUACUUGACGAAAGCGGCUUAGCCGACAACCUCUACAUAGUUUCAUCUCUAAAGCGCCUCCUUCUCUGUUUAUGUUCCAUUCCGUCGUCACUAUUCAAAUUGCCGAUCACAGAAUUCUGCAAGGUAUUAUCGCAUAAUUCGUCAAACAGACCGUCAUAUUGAACGCGUUUGCGAGAACACUAAGGUUACAGAUCCAAUUUCGGAUUUAGCAUUCCUUUCGGACGCGAAACCGGGAAAAUUUAGGAUCAAAAAACCGUUUUUGGAUUCGCCGAAAGGAAAACACCCUGAGUAUGGUAAAGAUUAUUUAAUAAAUUGGAUUUGAAUCUUAAGGUAAUUGCCAAUAAUCCUUCGAGCAUGGUGUAAUGAGUCUUUUGCACGUUAUCAAAAGAGAUCUUUAAGGCUUUUUCAUAGUUGAAAGUUGGUUAGUUGCUGAUAGAUAUUCCUGACAAAGAAUAUCCAGCCGAAUUUUUGAUAACGUUAUCGCCAAAUGGAGCUUUUGCGUCCAAUAGUUUUUUUCGGCCAAAACCAUCUCCAAAUUAGCUAUUAUAAAAACUAAGAGUGCAGCCAUUGCUUUUUUCUCUUCUCCUCCUUUCCUUCUCCUCCUUUCUUUCUCCUCGCUCUUUCUUUUUUCUCCUUUUCCUUCGUUACUAUGAUUUUGAAGCUUCUCGGGCUUAAGAAACCUGCCUUUUGACGCCUUUCACUCAACUGACUGCAAAUUUCGUUAGGUUGGGUAUCUCUAUUUAGUAAAAUCCAACUAGUGGUCUAUUAUCAAUGCUGCAUUCUGAUUGGUCCAGCUACUACUAGGCUAUAUGUUAUAGCCCACCAGUAGCGAAAAGCGCGGGCUUUUUGGCGGCGAAAAAGGAUUUAAGUCUAGCUUUAACUAGCUAAAUUUUUUUUAUUCUCGAUAUUUUUGACCAACUAGUUGGAUUUUACUAAAACAAUUAUUCCUCUCGCCCUCAUGACCUCUGAGUCAAUAGCCCAUGAGGCCGAAGGCCUCAUGGGCUAUUGACUCAGAGGUCAUGAGGGCUCGAGGAAUAAUCGUUAAAUAUUUUGUUACUCUCAUACUAACGAUUGAUUCUAUUUUACUUCUAUUAUGUCACAGGAUGGAAACUGUUUGUUGUCAACUGCAAGAUAUGUACAAGGAGUCCAUCAGUCAAUCCAACUCCAACAAAAAGGCGAUUUCAUCCCUGGAUACUCGCCUAACAAAACUCGAAGAACACACGCACAGAAUUGUGGGUCUGCUGGAGAGACUGCAAGUACUGAUGCCGCCAGAAACCGAAACAUUAACGAACAGUGACGAGCACAAAGAAACGGGUAGAACCGUUUCCUUAUCGGACAUUGAAGUUACAGGUACCUCUUCAUUACAUAACUGGGGCUGAUAGUGGGCAAGGUGAAGCGAAUCAGGUGUCCUCAUUGGCUACCAGAGACAGAGAGCAGGACGAAUCAAUCAUGCCUGCUCGGGAUUGCUCGUUUUCUUUCCGAAAAAAAAAUAUUCAGGGUUCGUACAGGUCAUGGAAAAUCAUGGAGUUUAGUAUUCGGUCCUUGAAAGUCCUGGAAAAUUUAAGUUUUGUUUGAUAGAUUAGUUACUGUCGAUGACAAAGCAAGGACAAUGUAAGAUACGGGGAAGUGAUUGAACUGCGCGAACGGCAUGCAUUUUGGUGGACACCAGAGUUUGUGUCUGUUGAACUGUUUAAGGUCCAAAAAUACCCUAAAAAAAGGAAAGUGCCAGCUAAACCUAAGGUCUUGGAAAGCUUAAAAAGGUCAUGGAAAAAGUCAUGGAAUUUGAAGAGCUCUAAAGAGUACGAACCCUGAAUAUUGCUUUUGAACAUAUAAUAUAUACUUUAUUUAUAAAGCUUGUUUGGUCUAAAAUAUUGAUCUCUUUUCUUGAACAUUUGAAAAGUAGACAUUAACUGUCUACAGUCCCUUUUUUUGUAUAGCGUAGAAAUUACGUCAAAAUUUUCAAAAUUCAUGAGUGGUUUCACUACAAAGAUUUUAAGUAUUUCUAUGGUAUAUUUAAGCAAUAGAAAACGUUUUCCAUGUUUGCAUAGCCUGAUAUAAACACGAGAGGGGUUGGGAGAAUUCGAGGCAGGUAUGCAAAUCCGAGACGAAGUCGAGGGUUUGCAUAACCGUCGAGAAUUCUCCCAACGCCUCGAGUGUUUAUAUCAGGCUAUGCAAACACAGGAAAAAAGUUUUCUAUUGCUUUUAUAAAAUAACUUUCCCUAGAAAAAAACGCAAAACUCUUUGUAUGGCACUGAUUAAAAGAGAAAUUCUUACCAGUCGCAAAAUCUUGUCCACGAAGUCUUGCACGCGUAAUGAGUUCUUGUUUUGCAAAAAGAUGCUUUGCAAAAUACGGAGUUUUCUCGCUUAAAAUGUCAGCUUAAGCGAAGAAAAAUUGACUCACCUUCUUUGUAACGAUUUUCCAUGUUUCAGCCGACGAAGGAAUGGGUAAAUAAAGUAAACUUGUCGAGUUUUGAACUCGAAAACUUUUUCAAAUUUGGUGCUUGCGUGAUUAGCGCGCGAAAAGCCAAACAACUUGACGCCACAACCAUGUUUACAUACUCUCAUGCAAACACUGCUCUCGGCCAAUCAGAGCGCGCGUACUAUCUUAGUUAUUUUAUAAAAGAGUGUAUACAAUGUAUAUAGUGACUGCUACAGCCUCUCUGAUUGGUCGUUGCCCAUGAUCUAUUCAACUAAUUGAUUCCAUGUUGCCAUGCACCUGUUCAGAAACAGAUGAUGGCCAAGUGUCUCACUGAAUUUCUUACCACAUUAUGAAGUCUUCCGGGAUCUAAUACUGAGCAGACGGACCACAACAUGUAAUCUAUUCAUUUUAUACAAUGAUCAGAAAGGGAAAAAAACGUCAAACUUGCCUUGUACCGCUUGACUGUUCGAGGAUAUGUGCCAGUUAAGGUAUUUUCCAAGUUACAAACGGUACCUUUCGUCUCUGCUUAUUCUCUUCAUUUUUAUCUUACUUGUAGACUGUUUUCACCCAAACGUUUUUCACGGCUUUCACUUGUUCAGUAUAUUAGCCGGCCUCGGGAAAUUUUAUUGUUUAGUGUUUAGAAAAAAAUCGAGUACUUCAUCUGACUUGAGUUUACUAUACGUAGGGUCAUCACAUGCAGGGCGCAGACCCAGUGUUUCUCGAAGAGGGUCUGGUGGCACCGUAUUUGGUACAGGAACUCGAUUCAAAUCACAGUCGGAGUCGGAGAAAGGUCCACUAACCAACCAGCCUGAACUAGGUGUGUUUCAUUUAAACCUUUAGAUUCGAGGACGAGAACGACUACGAGUACGAUAUUUGAUUUAAAGUUUUUCCACGUAAUCUCAAGAAAUAGACACCCAGGAAUUGUUCAUUGUACCUUUUUUCACCAGAAAAGUUAGCACGGUUAUCGUUAUUGAAGAAGGUUAAGACCUCUCUCGAUUGCAAAAUGCUAAAACGUCUAACAUUUGUUAACUUGUUUCCGCCACUACUAUAGUGAUGAUAGUAUGAAAUUAUUUUAAUAUUAAUUUUGUUUUUAUGUUUUAUAGAGGGCCACAAGUUUAUCGGUUUUUUCAUAACUGUAACGUGUUUACCCUCUUUAGAUAAAGGCGUUACCUAACCUUACCUUACCUUACUACGACACUCUCGCUAAAACUCGUAGUAGAAUGACGACGGCUACCACCUCUUCCCGCCAAAAUGACGCUGCCUGAGGCGCGAGCACUACUUACUAUUGAGAAAAUCUCGUACUCGUAGUUGUUCUCGUCUGAGAAUGUAAAGCUCUCUAUUAGUGUCGUCACCGAAAGUGAAUGUGAAGAUAGCACUGAUUUUAUAAUUCGAUCUAAGUGCAAUUAAAUUUAAUUGCACGGAUAAUUUCUGUCAACAGUUUAUUUUAAAAUCGCUUAAAUUUAAAAAUGCAGGAGUUUUACAAUCCACUUGUAAAGCGACCAUGACGUCCGACUUAAAAAUACCUUCACGUUGUAUGGAAGCGUCGUAGCAUUGGAGGUGAUCUGUGGUCUCUUAAGUAAUUCUUGGACGGAGAUCUAGAGAUCAAGGUGACGGUUUCUUCAGCGUCUACUCUUCCACGCAAGUGACUAUCUAAUAUAAAUGGAUACUAUUGACAAAUUAUUCAGGGCAGCCCAACGAAGGACUUGCAUCUAUUCCAGAAGGAGUGGUAGCCCUGGUUCCUUUGUGUUACAGUAUUCAAAAUAUAAUCAAGUCAUAUGGUUACCCUUUGACGGAAAAUACAUCCCUGCCAAUGUCCGCGCGAUCAUGACAUAGCCUACAGCUAUAGAUACAACUAGAGCACUUAUCGAACGACUUUCUACGGAAGUGACCAUUAGUAUUGAACUUGACUGGAUCCAUAUUCUUUUGGCGUCCACUAAAUUAAAUGAGACAUGUCAUUGCCUAUUACAUGUCAGACAAACUAUUAAAUCGAUUAGUAAUUUUAAUCAGACGGCAAGGGUGUAAGUUGAGAGAUAUUUUGUCAAUAAACGAUUUCCAUUUUCCACUAAAAUCAGAGGAACACACCAGGAGACGCCUUUCGACUUUUGCCGCGCGAGCAAAGCAGACUGCAGCAAGGCGGAGUUCAAGUAACCAAAGUAAAAAGCAUGUGAGAGCGAGGCAGUCACCCUAUCCUUACAGCAAUCAACAGCGUUAUCCAGUACCGGACUUCCUUAUUACCUGGCAGGUAUGUACAAAACGAAGCAAAGGUAAAACGUCCUGAAAAAUAUCGACAAUAAAAAAAGUAAAUUAGAAGGCUUUGUUUCAUGAAGUUUAUCUCAAAAUCAAGUUUGUAUAUCAAGAUGAUGUAUAUUUGUGACGUCACACUUGUCUUAAGGGCAUGUGACAAGUCAGACCUUGCAGACGAAACCCAGACGUCGAUUGAAAACAAAUCUAUUACUGACAAUUACCAGUAACAACACCACGUUACUCCAAAAAUAGGGUGGACGUACAUAAAGCUUUUGGGCCAGUUAUUUAAACGUAGUUUAGCCAGUGUUUAACAAAACCGCGUUCUAAGCCAUUUUCAAUCUGCCCAACGGUUUAUCUAAACACAAUUUAUUGUGAACAGUUUUAUAAAAGCAUGUAGAGUAGACUAGAAAAGCAUUUAUCUUCUUAAAAUAACGCACUAAGGAAGAGAUCGGUCCAAAGAUCUGUUAAACCGCGGCGUAAGUUAGACUUCGUUUAAAUACCUGGCCCUUAAUUUUUCUGUUUGUUUAAAGUGAUGGCACGUGAAGCAAACAUGUAUGUCAACUUCAGUCAUUGAAAAAUGUCACCAUCAUUAUUUUUGUUCUUUGAAGGGUGUAUUCCCGGGUUAUGAUCCGCCAUUAUAUACCGCGGUAGAAGUUCAAGCAUCACUGUUAUGGGCCGACGUUGACAUUCUCCAGUAAGUUACGAAAGCGUUACUGCUAUUUGUCGUUACAAGUGAUCGUUAAAUGUUUGUUCAACUUUGGAUAAAGGAAUAUUCGGCGAAUAAUUUAAAAACCGUUUAAACUGGUCUGAGAUAAAUAGCUAGAAAGAAGCGUAUUAUUCCCAACCUCUAAGUCACAUUUUUUCAGUGGUUUUAUUGGCUCUAUCGAUUUACUGUAUAAUUCUACCAACAGUUCCUUUAUUAGUAGAGUAGUAUAGUAAUGUUUUAGACCUCUUUUUUGCGUUGGACUACUUUAGCGCCGAUGAAUUUUGAAGACACAGUCUUUUGAAUUUAUCUCAUGAAUAAAAUGCAGUGGAAUGUACACUACCACCAGCACAUUUCUACGGUUUUCCGUUCAACAGUACCACCACCACAACCACAGUGCUCUUGCUCUUCUCCAUCCACUACCACAACUACAAUUCUAUAGUUUCCCCUCCAUUCCUUCCUUUUCUUUCUUUUUAUUGUUUUCCCUCUCCUCCUCUUCUUCCCACUAAUCUCAAAGAAAAAGCUUGUUUUAUAUGCUAGAGACAAUAAUCAAUAGCUCUCAAAAGCUUUUCGAUCAAAAGACUUACAAAAAAACUGCUAAGUAGAACGGUAAAGAUUUUUAGAGCCCCUGUGGAAUUUCCUCCUCCUUAUAGCUUAGGAUAAUGGCAUUCAAAACACCACUGGCCAAUCCAGUCCAUCUAACAGAAUCACACUCACCAUAUCAAUAGGCUGUCUGGAUUAACACUAACAGGAUAAAUUUUAUUCUUAACUCUAGGAAGACAAGUUCAGCUAUAAUUUUUAAUUGCGUCGAAAAUGGGAUCAACAGAAGAAGCUACACUGGGUUGAUUGAUGUGGUCGAUCGGCUACCUAGGUAAGGUGACACUUUUGAUGUAAAAAUGUGGCCUGCGGGAAUAGGAGACUUCUGCGCCUUUUCGCAGAGCUGGUUCAUAAUGUAACUAUUUAGAGGCAGAGGGAACGAGCAUUGUAUAAGUCUGAUUAAUUCUUCCGCUUUUAGCUGCUUCUGACUCCUACAAUCUGCUUUUCACCUCUGAGAUCGUAAGCAAUGGCGGGAAAAUAGAAAAGUUCUGAUUCUUUAAAAGACUGCGAUUCCACUGAGUUAGUUUAUGACGCCGCUUAUGAAUUCGCGUUUUGAGUUCUUUUUGGGCAUAAACUCCCGGCUUCCGGUUUACAUGCAUUUGCAAAAACUCCGACUCCAAAUUCUUCGGUCGUUAAAACCUGCCUCUAUUUUUAUGAUCACGAUGGCGAUUAUGAUUUUGCGUCAUUAUAAUCGCAUGAUGUUGAUAUAAUAAUAAUGAUGAUCAUUAUUAAGCUUAAAGCUUAAUAAUGGCUUAACUGGGCUCAUAAUAACAUGAGCAUGGCAGUAAUCUUACUUUUACAUAAUUUUCACGUGUGCUGGCUGCAUGUAGCGUCAGCUGAAUAGGAAGAUACAAAUCAGUAAAUUCUCGUCGAAUGACAAACUUCAAUGUAAACACUUGUUUAAAUUUGCCAAUCCAUUGCGAUAAAUAUUAUAUCGCUGGAUGAGGUUGAGUUUGCAGGAGGAGGUUAUCCAAAAAAAUCAACAAAACAAAAAUAGCAAGCUCCAUUAUAUGGAAAGAAAAUAUGAUGUAUGCAUUUCCUGUUUUUUUUUUUUUUCUUUUUUUCACAACAGAAACCCUGUUGGCAGAACUGGUAUCGCAGGACGUGGUUUAUUUGGCCGGUGGGGACCUAAUCACGCUGCUCAUCUUGUCACCACUAGGUAGCAACUGGAAUUCAUUUGCACCCAUUGUCAAUAACAAAUAAAGCUUUCGUAACAGUCUCGUGCAGCAACCUGGCCUAAGAUAGCAAGCAAUCUGUGGUCGUACUACCCAAAAGGAAGUCGCCCUUUGUUAAUGGGACUUUUUUUUGUGCAUUAUUAUUUGCGGGUGAAGGAAAAUACAAUUAACAACUGUAAAGUUGUUUUAAUUACGAGAUUGCUUUUUUAUUGUUAUAGUUUGUUAAUCACUAUCCAGUCGGUAUAUUGUGUAAAGUCGGAAUCUCAAGUUAUAUCAUAUUAGGGAGAUUUACAGUUACGUUUACGGCAAACGGCAAUCGUAUAUUUGCACUAUGUGACCAAGUUUUCCCUUAUUCAUGACAUCUACCCCAAAAUUAGUAGCUUCUGGUUAAUUUUGUCUAUAACACUUGUUCUGGACCGUUUUAGCGUCACGUUGAAAUUCUCGACUUGAAUCUGACGUUUGCCGUUAGCUGCAAACGUCAUUCUAAAGCUCUCUAAUAAUUAGGAAAAACGCAGCAAAAUUGGAUAAAUGACACGUUAAUUUUCCUUGGUAAAUAGCUUUUCAUAUUUUUUAAAGGAAAGAGAAGUAUAUUGUCCUCUUUUCCUCUAAUAUUUGGCCUGAUCCCAUGCUAUUACAGAUCGGCAAUCGAUUUUACAAGGGCCACUUUUUAUACUUGUUUUGUACUUGCCUUAUUAGCCUAAGGGUGACUACAUCUAUCGAGCUGGUUUCCUUGACUAUUUUUGUUUAGGUGGAAAGAAGAUAAAGACGGAAAUACAAUUCAAAAGGAAGGCAAGAACGUGCUAGAAUUCGUGGCUGUGAGGAGGCCAGACAUAGCAGAGUGGUCAGUUCCUGGGGUAUGAUGAAUGCUUGACGAUAGCAAUAUCUUCGCGCUAUUACAAAUAUCUUAAUUGCUUAGUCUACUUAGUUCACUAUCUUUAUUCGUUUUCGAAGCGUUCUGUCUGUUUAAGCAAAAAGCUGUAGACUCACUAAAGAUAAUUUGAAAGAAUUAGAGUAGAUAAAUCAUUAGUGAGUUUACGCAACAGGACGGUAGGAAGAAGAGGACGACAAAACACCUGUGUGUGACAGGGCUAUUACAUGUGUGUUUUGUCGUGAUCAUCACUUAACACCAAUGUUUUCUGGUCCUUUACAAAAAGAUCUGUUUCAAGGAAAGUGAAGUUUGGCGAAAAGUUGUUUCAAACAAAAUUUUUGUCAUCCUUGUCACACAAGGUUUGCGGUGUUCUCUCCUCUCCCGUCCUGUUGGGCAAGUUCACUAAUGUCUGAAUGAGCACGACUAUUUCUGGUUUUGCAAGAGCACCCGCACUAUCCUAACAAUACAAGGCAAGUCAAAGCUGAAUAAAACGGACGCAAUGGAAGACUUUCUUCAGAUGAUCUUCAAGAUUAUAAUUCAAAACCUUCACACUAGCAAUUCAUCAGUUUCUCACAGUAACAAUAAGAGGCAACAUCAGAAGACAUAGGGGGUGGGAUAUUCCAUGACGAAAAGACGUGAUACUGACGUCAUACUGAGUCCCAGUUUCCCACAAAGGCCUUUUCAGCUACGUAAGGAUGAAGGUAUGUCCAAUGCAAUCGUGUAUCUCACUAAGUGUCACUUUUGUAAUUUACAGGGUCUGGUAAACGUCGGGGACUCAAUAUCUGUGACACUGAAAAAGGUUUUGGAUAAAAAAGUUUUACCAGCUCUAAAGCCCACCUUCAGUGAUGGAAAAGAAAAUCUGGAUGAAACAUUGAAUUUUAUGAUUCAAAAUGCUGUGGAGGUUUGUUCGUCUUUUUCUUUUGUAAAAAAUUGAAAAGAGUGUACGUAAGCAAGCAGCAAGUUCAAUCUGUCGAAAGUGAGGGUUCUUUGUAAAGGAAGGGGUAUCAAAUGGUAACCGGUCAUCUCACUACAAAAUUAUCUCGCCACCAAAAAAGUCGCCAAGAAGUCGACUAGCCGCCAACCAACUCGCCACCAAGCAAUAACUCCGUAAUCAAACACGAAUAGGCUUAGCGAAAAAGUAAAAAUUCUAGGUAAGUAAUCCUAGGUGAGUAAACACGUCGGUUUAUACAGAGUCAUUACUUGGUGGAGAUUAGAGUUCUUGCAGGCGAGUUGGUUGGCGGCGAGUCGACUUCUUGGUUGGCGAUUUGGUUGGUGGCGAGAUGGUUUGUUGGCGGGAUGACCGUAAACCUAUUAAAAACAUGUAACCACGUAGACAAGCCAGUCGAGGGAGUUUAAUAAACGUUUAUAACUGAAAUAAAUAGCCUAGUGGGCUACACAGACUGACACUAGACCUAUACAUAAAGUAAGCUUUCGGCGGAUGUCGUAGCUAUUGGGGUAUUUAAUGUUGUAGUAGAUAGAGUUCCAAGAAUUCUAAUUCUUCGAUUUUUCCCGAGUCCGGCUUCAGUACUUCUAAGAACUAAUGCUAACCUCUUAAUGCGAGGUGACUGCUAAAAAUAAUACGGUAACGUCCUGUAGGAAUUAUUAUUUUUAAAAGGGGCUACGCGGUUAUGCUAUUUGCUGCCUUUUAAAAGCAAAACCGUUUGUCAUAUCAAUUGAAUUUCAAAACUAAUCGUCCAGUUUUGUUAUUUAAGAAUAUAAUCAGGCAUUGAAAAUGUUUCCUGUCGUUCCCGAUCUUUUGUUACGGAUAGCAAGGAUGAGUAUGGAUUGAAACUUGUAAAAGUUUGGCUAACCUCAGUAACAACUUUUAAUGAUAUGGUUUGCCAAAAUCACCAAAAAAUUAUUAUGUUUAGUGCUCCAUGAUGGAAUUUUUUUAUUUCUUUCUCAUAACUCUAGAUCUCUAUAUGACAAUUUUGUAAAUAUGUAAAGGCACCAAGUAAUAACUUCAGCACAGAAUUGACUCUUUGUGACAAUAGCCCAUUUUAUGCAUGACAUACAUACUGUAUAUACCAGAAAAUCUCUUCUAAUACCUGUCGAAUUUUUUAGGUUUACAAAGGAUACGUGGAUGACCCGAGAAACACAGACAACGCUUGGAUGGAAACAGUGGUGCUGAACUUCCAUGAUGAACCUAGAAAAACACUCGGUGAUUUCGAGUUUGAGGUACGGUCCUGAUCUAAAAAUUCUUCAGUAAGCCGGCAAAUCAAUGUGUAUCUAUAAUCAGUUAAAACAUUUAUUUAAUCCUGGGGAGUGGUCAAGUCAAAAGCGUGAAGCAAACUUCUCCAUACUGGAGUCUACGUAGCUACAUGUAUAUGGAUAUAAUUUGACUUUAAGUAUGCUGAUAUGACCAAAGUAAAUGGAAACUGGUUUAUUCGCCGAUCUAUUGAUCAAGCUAGGAAAACAAAGAUUAUCCCAUACAAAAUGAUUGAUUUAAAAGACGACAGAAAAAGUCUCCUUGACAGCUUUUAAUGUUUGUAAACGUUAAAAGCUGUCAAGAAGACUUUUAGUUACUUAGUUUUUAAAAAGACUAAGGAACUGCAUCAGUCCUUCAUGUAUGUUAAGAUAUCGAUACGUGUUCUUUUAAAUUUCUUUCUUUGCUAUUACAGGCUAGAGAAGGUAUCCGCUGUGUCAAAUGGCAGGAGGUCAGCAGUCACAUCAAUCUUCAAGUCAAUUAUCAUUUAAUUUUAAAGAAGGUGGCUGAAUUACGCAAAGCUUACUUUUGA